AUGGUUGGAACACCACCACCAUCGCCAUCGCAUUCAAAAGCAAAGAAUCCUGAUGAAAAUCAAUCAGAAAAUCACUCAAACCUAGAUCCGUUUGAUGUACCAGCGUCGGAUAAUCCGUCGACUGUGCUUUAUUCCCCUGUAUUAACGUGUGACAAUUAUCCUACUUGGUCGAGAGGAAUUUCUAGGGAUCUAAGAGCCAAGAACAAAUAUGGUUUUGUUGACGGUACAAUCAACAAACCAGAAGCUUCUGAUGAUAAACUUCCUUCAUGGAUUCGUGCCAAUAAUUUGGUUUAUAUUUGGAUUGCCAAUUCUUGUGAAGCUGAAAUAAAACGCAGCAUCAGUUGGAUCGAAAGUGCUAGGGAUAUUUGGAUUGAUCUCGAAGAUCGAUUUUCUGAAACAAAUACGCCUAGAAUAUUUGACCUAAAACGUCAUAUCUGUAAUCUGAAACAAGAGGAUUUUAGUAUCUCUUCUUACUAG
Messenger RNA from Papaver somniferum (opium poppy), 477 nucleotides. RefSeq lists its product as uncharacterized. Bases 1 to 477 code for a protein of 158 amino acids. The record is from RefSeq and is a predicted model, not a curated record. The transcript has a single exon. NCBI's taxonomy places the organism in Eukaryota, Viridiplantae, Streptophyta, Magnoliopsida, Ranunculales, Papaveraceae.